UUUUGAACAUCAAUCACAGGAGUGAAAUUUCAAAUAUUAAGUCCAAGGCUUGGAGCUCCAACUCUUGCUUGAUUGGAACCUCCCAUCUCAGCUCUCAGGUGCUUGUGAGAGAGAUUGACUCUGGAGUAGGAGAAAAAUGGCGAGGAGAAUAGCCGAGAAUGGUGGUAUCAAGGAAGAGAGACCUUCUUUCUUCAAGGUCAUUCUUCCCGGUUACAACACUGAACAGUUGAGGAUUCCACCGCAUUUCCUAGAGCAUGGUAGAAAUGACCAACCUGAAAGGGCAACCUUGACAUGGAACAUGUCUUUAGAGCGUUCGUGGACUGUCAAAGUGUGUAGAACAAAAGAAGGUGUGUAUUUCAAGGAUGGGUGGCGGGAUUUUUUAAAUGAUAACUCAGUGAAGGAAGGUGACUUCCUAGUGUUCACCUAUGAAGGAGAUAUGCAUUUCAGCAUACGUGAUUACGAAAAUAAUUGUUGCAAGAGAGGCGAUUUUCCUACUAAUAAUGAACCACACGAAGAAUCCGCCCCUGCUAAGAGUACUAAAAGGAAUCCUGGUUGUCCAAAGAAAGAUUAUUCAGCUGAAUCUUUCCGGUCCAAGUUUCCUCAUUACACAAGAUCUAUCAAGAAAAAAUAUUGUGUGUACUCAAUUCCCACAGCCUUCUAUAGGAAGCAUCUUUCUGCAGGAAACUAUGAAGUUGCUUUCCUGAAGAUUUCAGGGGGAACCAAAUGGUUCAAAGUGAAGCUUGUCCCUUCCCUUCAAACAGCCUUCAUGUCUAAAGGGUGGUCUGUGUUUGCGCAUGAUAACCAAAUCGUGGUUGGAGAUGUUUGCGCUUUCGAGCUUGUGAAAGAGAACAAAAUGGUGGUUCACAUUCUCCGGAAGUGAUCACUGUCAAGCAAUUGGGAUGUGAGCGUUAAGGGUUUCUAACUGAUCAGACAUAUGCAAGCAUUGUAGCGACUUGCCGACUUCUAUUACUAGUUAAGUAGUUAUAUUGAAU
Molecule: messenger RNA, 992 nt
Organism: Rosa rugosa (rugosa rose)
Lineage: Eukaryota; Viridiplantae; Streptophyta; Magnoliopsida; Rosales; Rosaceae
Product: B3 domain-containing protein Os01g0723500-like
Exons: 5
Coding region: 137-880 (247 amino acids)
Molecular function (GO): DNA binding
Source: RefSeq, a predicted model, not a curated record